Drosophila willistoni is the source of this 4850-nucleotide messenger RNA. RefSeq names its product putative mediator of RNA polymerase II transcription subunit 26 (gene RhoGAP18B). Gene Ontology annotation, biological process: regulation of GTPase activity; signal transduction. The transcript is spliced from 7 exons. The record is from RefSeq and is a predicted model, not a curated record. The coding region runs from base 29 to 4372 and encodes 1447 amino acids. Gene Ontology annotation, cellular component: cytoplasm. NCBI's taxonomy places the organism in Eukaryota, Metazoa, Arthropoda, Insecta, Diptera, Drosophilidae.
UUAAUCUAAUGAUAAAAAAGAGAGCGAGAUGCCAGAGAAAGUGGAUGAUAUGAAACGAAUGGGCGAUGCAGAUGUCAGAGAUGCGGAUGCCGAUAUCAAUGAUAAUAUUGAGACAAUCAAUCACAUAUACGAGAACGUUCCCCUACGAUGUCCCGGUCAAGUUCAAGUGCCAUCAAUGCCGGAACUUCAUAAAUACUUUCAACGAAAUAAAACGACAACGGUGAUCUAUGAGAAUCUAUGUCGCGGAUGUGGCUAUGGUAAAUUUACUGCUGAAGGUCAUUAUUGCAAUUUCUGUCAGUGUGUUGCUAAUGGAGGUGUAUUAGCUGGAUCUGCACCAUUGCCGUCAUCCUUGAACGAGGCCAACAUAUAUGAAAAUAUAUGUGAACUCUGUCGUGGCAUCUACAGUGAAAAUGACCAAUGUGAAUGCCAACAGCAACAGCAACAGCAACACAACAUCAUUGCCACCACCAACACCAACACGAACAGCAACAGCAAAUCAAACAAGUCGCGCAGCCUUUUAAGUUAUUCAAAGUCAAGUGCCGCUACUCUUGGUCGGUUUUUUGGAUCUCUAAGACAAUUGAAUCGGUCGGGUUCAUUGCAGAGAGGCAACACAAAAAAUGUUGACGGUUGUGUCGGCAGAGGGGCACGCGGUGGUGGUGGCGGUGUUGCGGGGAUGGGAGCUGGUUCUUUGGAAAUAAUACACAAUGUGGAUGAAGUAUUUCACACUCAGGCCACAUUUGAUAUGCAUCAAAUAUGUGAACUUAAGCAAAACAGUCAAAGUGAUCAACAUAUCUAUGGUAGAUUGAGAGUGGAACAGCAGCAGCAGCAGCAGCAGCAGCAACAGGACCAAAAAGUGGGACACAAACGUCCUAGAAUAUCACGUAGACGUAUGCUGCAGCAAUCAAAGGAAGAGCGUGAUAAAGAGAGGGAAGAAGAGGAGUUGGAGGAAGUGAUUGAAGAUCCCCAUUCAAAUAAGGAAUCUAAAAAUGACAAGCAACCCACCAAAAUGUCAUCCUUGUCAUCUAUAUAUUUAAAUGAAAGCAUCUGCCAAUGGAUGAGCCUUUUGCGUAGGGAUAUACAUAAUUAUGAUGAUAAUUUGGCUGUGCAUCAGCAACCCAAAUCGAUGCCGGCCAGCUAUGACAGAUUCCAAUGGAAUGUUGAACGUGAUAUGGACAUGGAUAUGGUUAAGUUACGACGACCAGAGCAAUCUCUGGUUGAUGACUUUAAAAGGCAACUAAAAUAUAAAAAUCACCAAAGACAAGCUAAUUCAAAAGACAACAAUGAAUAUGAAGAAAGUCGACGACGAUGCGGCAUCAAUGAACAUCAUAAUGCGGAAUUUGUCAAUGAGUUUCUCAAACAAUUGCCGCAAGAACCAGAACAAGAAGAAGAAAACGAACAGCAACCAGUUGAGAUUGUUAUUCUAAAUGCUGAGAUUUUAGUACAAACACAAUCUCAAAUUCAAGCGAUCGAUCCACAAAAAAGUGACUUUAAUUUGUUACCCAUUAUUUCAUUGUGGCAAUUAAUGCAAAGCACCUUUUUAGCCGCUAGUUUACAUCCAAGUGUUCGUGGAUUUUUGUGUGCCUAUGACAAAUCGUUUGCAAUGUUGUUGGUGCGGCAACAACACCGACAGCAACAACAACGAUCAGCAAUCUCCAUUGAGCGUUGGCUACAUCGUUGCUAUCGCUUGCGAGGGAGAGUAAAAAAAACCGUUGCUCUUGCCUCUCCCAAUACCAAUACCGGGUGUGAGUCAGACAGACUCAGAGGCCCAGGCACAAAUACACAAAUCGUCGUCGGAGGCACAUCGUCUCAAAGUCGUUGUUGUCGUCGUUUACCUCCAGUUGUCCAAGCAACGUCAGCGAGUGAGAACGUGCUGCUGCUGGGCGCUCGGCCUCUCGCGUUCGUAGCCGAACCAAAGUUAAAGCCAAAGAUAAAGACGCAGCUAGAGACGGAGAGAGAGUUAGAAAGAGAAAGACAAACAGAAACAGAGUUAAAGUCGUUGAUAGAAGGGGCAAUGCUGGAGGAGCCGGAAGAGUUGGGGAAACAGCAAGCUACAAUAAUUGGUAGCACCAACAACAGCAACAACAUCAACAACAACAAUAUGGCAGCACCUCUCAAGCCAAAACAAAUUGCCGAUCAGCGCAUUGAUGACAAUGAAAAUGCCAAUAGCAAGAACAACAACAACAACAACAUCACCAACAACAUUACCAACAACAUCGGCAACAACAACAACAACAACAUAAGCAGCACACAGCAGCAAACCUCCGCACAGAACAACUGUGUGGUUAAAUUACGUCGAAGAGCACCACAAGUGCCACAACGGAAUCCGAAUACAGCUCUAAGCAGAGCAGGGUAUAUCCAUACAACGGAGAAUCAGGAUAAGAAGGACAACGACGAUGAUAAAAUAAAACGGAUACAAAACCCAAAACUAGAGGAAAUUGUCGAACACAUGGAACAGGAUGGAAUUGAUGAGAAAAUGAAAUUGGGGGAUGGCGAGGGAGAUGAAGAUGAAGAUGGAGAGGAAUCCAUUUAUCAGCCCAUAUGGCAGUUUAAAACUUUAGAGCCAAUUCUGCAACAUUUACCCAAUGUGAGGGAAGCCAACGAUGAAAGAGAUGACGACGAAGUUGCGGCUGAAGCGAGUCACUUGGUGACUAAGCGACCAACGACAAUCAUCUCAUCCACAUGCGUAAAGCCAACGUCUUCGUCUUUGUCGCCAUCGUCGUCUCCAUCGCCGUCGCCAUCGCCAUCGACGUCACCAUCACCGACAUCAUCACCCCCGCCAACGCCUUCAUUGCCCUCGCCAACAAUAUCGAUGGAUCAGAGUGCUUGGGAGAGAGCGGGAGAUGAAUUUCAGUUUUCCAACGAAUUGGAAACACUCAGUCUGGGUAGCACAGUGACCAAUAGCACAGCGACAUUGGGCUCGAUUAGUAGUUCAAUUAGCAAUCAAAGUGCCAGUACUCCUGUUUAUAAUAAUAAUAAUAAUAAUCCCGCUUCAAAUGCAGCCGUCUUAAUACAUCCCAUAUUGCGUAACAUUUGCAUCAUCUAUAGUCCCAAGGAGCCAAAGAAAUAUAGCGCCAUUUACUAUGAUUAUCAACGUUCGUUAAUCCAUCACAAAUUUAUGACACGCCCGCCACGCAUCCAAAAGUAUCAUCGUCCAGCACCGCCAAUACCCAACAAUAAUACCACAACCGGUAAUACACAGAAUUUUGGCAACAUCACUUCAGUCUCAUCAGCAGCCAUUGGGAGUAGCAAUCAAAACGACGACAGCGGCUGCAGUUGUGAGGAUCCUUCUGGAUUGGAUGCCCUCAAAGAGGAUUGGGCAUUGGCUGUAUUAGCUGCUGCGGCCAGCACAAAACGUGGAGCUGGUGCCUCAUUGGCUCAAGGACCGCGUUCGGCACGGAAAUUACGCGUUCGUUCACAGGCACGGCUAUUGUUAACCGAUUCGGUAUUAGCCUGGAGGGAGCAAUUGCAGCGCAUGGAUUGUUGUGAGGAUGAGGAAGAUAUGAUUGUGCCAGUGACUGAUAUUCUGCGUGCACAGCAAAUUCAGGAAGAUAAUGAGGUGCAACAGACUCAACAGACAACGAUAUUGCAACGCUUCAAGAGCGCCUCAAUUGGCAAUUUGACCGAACUGCCGGGCGAAGAAGAUAAAAAGUCCAUAACGACACAAAUAUUUAAGAAAUUCAAUGUCAAUAGACUUCGCAUUAAUCGCUCGCCAAAAAGCGAAAAGAAAGUACGUCGCAGUCAGGUCAACAGUUUAUUUCUAGAUGAUCAGUCAAAAUAUCCACUAUUUGGAUCACCUCUCAAACUCCUUGAACUGAAUAUGACCGAUCAUCCGAAUGUGCCACGUUUCGUUGUCGAUAUCUGUGCCUAUAUCGAGCAGCCCGAUUGCAUUGAACAGGAUGGUCUGUAUCGUGCAUCGGGCAAUAAACUGUUAGUGGAUGAACUGAAACGAAAGUUGACGCUUCUAUAUGAUCCGCGUUUCCUGCAAACGGACGAUAUUCAUACAUUGACCAGCCUGCAUAAGCAAUUCUUUAGGGAAUUAUCCGCCCCGCUGAUCACCCAGGAGGCGUACGAGCGUUUGGGUCGCCAAUUGAACGAUGAGGGAUCAAUUGAACGUAUGCGUUUGGCAUUUGAUGAUAUGCCCGAACCGAAUCGUUCGACAUUGCGUUUUCUCAUCAAGCAUUUGACCAAAGUUGCUGCGGCCAGUGCCUUGAAUCGUAUGCCUGCCUCCAAUUUAGCUAUCGUGUGGGGUCCCUGCCUGUUGACCGCCAAUCAAAUUCAAUUCGACAUUGGCCGCAUGAAUAUGCUGGCUAAGCUCCUGAUCGAGAAUCAUGAUCGCAUCUUUCGUCCCGAUAAUGAGCGUUUAGUGUGCUAAUUUGAUGGGGCAUACAAAUAUUUUUUAACAUUUAUGAACUGUCAGAAAUUCAUUUUGUAUUUGUUUUUAUUUUAUUUCAUUUUUGGCUUUUAUGUAUAGUGCGUCUAUUUUUUUGUUUUCUUUGUUUGUCUACAGCUUUAAUUUUUGAUGGCCUUAAAUCUAAAAUUCUAUUUAUUUUAUACGUUUUGUUUUGAACUUUUUGUGUUCUAUGUCCAUUUUCCACUGAGAAACAUUCUAAUAGUCGAAUUCAGCGAGCAAAGCAAAAAUGAUUACCAAAAAAAAAAAUACGAAGAAAAUAUUAAUAUAUAACAUAUAAAAAAAAAGACAGUAGAUUAGUUUCUAAACUAUUGAUAUACAGUGAGUACUCACUAUAAGGUCUCCCAUAUCAUCACAACAACAACAACAACAGCAACACAAAACAACAAAUUUGCUUAUAACGAUAAUUACAAUUACAUCAUAUUAUAAAUUAUUAAUUUCA